Molecule: messenger RNA, 858 nt
Organism: Acanthosepion pharaonis
Lineage: Eukaryota; Metazoa; Mollusca; Cephalopoda; Sepiida; Sepiidae
Source: the annotation of a GenBank genome assembly
AUGUAUAUUAAUUGUGCCCGACGAGCUGGUAAUCCAGCAAAACGUAGAUCUAAAACUACCGUAUGUACGCCUGACCCUGGUUACGCCGUUGACCUAUCUAUCUAUCUAUCUAUCUAUCUAUCUAUCUAUCUAUCACAAAUUGUUCAUGUUUCUUUAUUCUAUCCAUCUAUCUAUCUAUCUAUCUAUCUAUCUAUCUAUCUAUCUAUCUAUCUAUUCAUGCAUCUUCUCUCGCUCUCUUUCAUCCAUCCAUCCAACACAUUUUUAGUCUAUGAUAUUUUAUUCAUAUCUAUCUAUCUAUCUAUCUAUCUAUCUAUCUAUCUAUCUAUGUGUAUGUCAUCUGUUCAUCUAUCUAUCUAUCUAUCUAUCUAUCUAUCUAUCUAUCUAUCUAUCUAUCAUGCAACUUUGAAAGACCUGUUUUUCUAUCUAUCUAUUUUAGGGGGGCGCUUUCAUCACACGAGAUAUCUAAAAUUAAUCUAUGUACUUUUAUGGAUAUUUUAUUCUAUCUAUCUAUCUAACUUGACUAUCAAAUCAAUCUAUCUCUCUAUCUAUCUAUCUAUCUAUCUAUCUAUCUUUGAAAGAUCUAUCUAUCUAUCUAUCACAAAUUGUUCAUGUUUCUUUAUUCAAUCUAUCUCUCUAUCUAUCUCUAUCUCAAAUUGUUCAUGUUUCUCUCUCUAUCUCUCUCUAUCUAUCUAUCUAUCUAUCUAUCUCUCUCGUUCUCUUUUACGGAAUCAGUUGAUAUCUAUUGCCAUCUGGAUGUUGCUAUCAUUUUUCUGUGUAUCUAUCUAUCUAUCUAUCUAUCUAUCUAUCUAUCUUAUAUACUCGUGUAUCAUGCAACUUUUUGUUGCUACUGCAUCUUAG